AUGUCGAAGGAACCAGCGCCUGGAAAAACCAAGAAAAUCCGCAUAGACCCGCUGGAUGUGACUCGAAGUCUAGGGUAUCAAACUCAUAAGCUCAAGGCCCGAAAACCAUGGAGUAAGGAAGAAGAUGAUUUAUUGAGAAGUUGCGUAAUCACGCACCUUUUAAACAUGGGAUUCGAGAACGGAAUUGAGUCUGUAAAAACGAUACAGCAGUCGAAUGAAGCCUGUAAGAACAUGCCAUGGGACGAGAUCGCGACGAAGUUCGACAGAAAAGUGCGUAAACCAAAAGAUAUACGAAAACGCUGGGUCAGCUCCCUAGACCCGAACUUGCGCAAGGGAAAGUGGACCCCGGAGGAAGAUGAGCUUCUAAUGAAGUCCUUUGAAAAGUGGGGACCACAUUGGCUCAAAGUCUCUACCGAGAUUCCAGGCCGCACUGAAGAUCAAUGUGCCAAACGGUAUAUUGAAGUACUUGACCCUAGUACUAAAGACAGGCUGCGAGACUGGAGCUUACAGGAGGACUUGGCUUUGAUCAGCAAGGUCAAGGCGUAUGGCACAAGCUGGCGCCGAAUAUCGCUGGAAAUGGAAUCAAGACCGAGUUUGACUUGCCGUAACAGGUGGAGGAAAAUUAUAACAAUGAUAAUGAGGGGGAAAGCUUCUGAGGAAAUAACGAAGGCUGUUCAAGAAACAUCGCAAGCUCAGGAAGUUCAAUCAUUAGAUCAACUGCGAGAGAGCCUUCGUAUGAAGCUCGAAGAGAUGAGAGAUGAGAGUCCUCGGCUCGACGAAGGUCAGCCCUGUAUUGAAGACCAGCUCGAACCUCGGGGUGGUUUCAAAUCAGGGUCAUCUGUGUGCGGCACCUCCUCGGGGACACAAAGGUCCCCGUCAGACAACAACUCUUUAGAAAAAGGCCAGUCGCUCUUUGAAGAUUUUUCGGGAAACCAAUCGAGAGGCUUUGAGGAAAGAGAAUUUCGAGAAACAACACAGCAGCGUCAUCAAAGCCCGCAGGAACAGCAACAGUCAUUACAGCUACACCAACAACAGCAUCAGCAACUUCAGCCGCAAUUCCAAAAGCAGCAACAACAGCAACAACAACCACAACAGCAACCUCAACAACAACAACAACAGCAACAACAGCAGCAGCAGCAUCAACAACAACAACAACAGAAACAGCAAUCGCUCAACAAUAGAUUAAAUGAAAAACGGAAGCCCCAGUCGUCCGUUUUGGACUGGCGUUUUGCGCUUAACGACAACUUCGGUAAUAUAGUGUCGGAGGGGAUGGUAUCGAACUCUGACUUAGUAAGAGAGCUAAUCGAUCAAGCACGGAAAAAUUCUCUUUCGGUCUCAGUUCAUCAGCAUAUUCACAAUCAUUAUGGUACUGUGCCCUCAUCAUUAAGCACUCAGUCUCAGUCUCUGAGUGGAGAAAUACUUAGCCAAUUAUCACCGUUUGCAUUCUCUGGCGAUAGGACCGACAAGCUAUCUAAUGAUAGGGGCUUUGAUACAGACUUCUUAGGAAAAUCACCUAACUACGCAAGCUUGCCUUUAGACCCGCAGAACGAACCCGUGGCACAAAAUCGGGCACCUUCUCAAAAUUUUCCAGUUUUACCCAUGUAUACACAAAGGUCAGGUCCUACAAGUUCUGUUGGAUCCCGUUCGACCCCUGGCGCUGAACUUGAGGAUAUACCUCCACACCGGCAAUACCAUUUCAACUACCUUCCAGCUACUGUAAGGCCUCAAUUAGGGUCAUCAGAGGCUGGAAGAAGCCCUCAAGUGGGCAAGGUCUCAAACCGAAGCCCUGCUGCGCAGCCCAAAAGAAAAAAAAGGAGGAAGGGCAAAGACGGAUCUUCCGAAGGGAAUACUCCUAACGAAAAUUAUGGUUCCACAGGAACGACGCCUAGGGAAUCAGAAGUUUCUCCUUCGAACGAGCGGCAUUCAAAACAGGGCUCACUUUUAACUCCUGGCGGGGCAUCUGCUGCUGGCGAAGAGGAUGGCCUUGAUUUUUGGGAAAGUUUAAGGUCCCUCGCAUCAGUCCCAAGCAACGCUCGUAAUAACAUGAACGAAGGGCCUUUGGACGAGUAUGAUUACCUUUACAACUUUUACGAAGAACAGGCAGAAGUUUCUGGUGAAAACGAAAUUGUCAACAAGAAGCCAGCACCAAGCCAGCACCAGAUGAGCUCUAAUCAAAGCAUGAUGGGAUAUACUCCACAGGAUCCGGAUUUGAUUCAUAAGGGGCUACCAUACAAUCCCAGUUAG
Messenger RNA from Lachancea thermotolerans CBS 6340, 2244 nucleotides. RefSeq names its product Bas1p (gene BAS1). The transcript has a single exon. The coding region runs from base 1 to 2244 and encodes 747 amino acids. The record is from RefSeq and is a predicted model, not a curated record. Lineage: Eukaryota; Fungi; Ascomycota; Saccharomycetes; Saccharomycetales; Saccharomycetaceae.